Messenger RNA from Fonsecaea multimorphosa CBS 102226, 4065 nucleotides. RefSeq lists its product as uncharacterized. Gene Ontology annotation, biological process: activation of protein kinase activity; mitotic G2 DNA damage checkpoint signaling; mitotic DNA replication checkpoint signaling. The transcript has a single exon. Gene Ontology annotation, molecular function: anaphase-promoting complex binding. Lineage: Eukaryota; Fungi; Ascomycota; Eurotiomycetes; Chaetothyriales; Herpotrichiellaceae. The record is from RefSeq and is a predicted model, not a curated record. Bases 1 to 4065 code for a protein of 1354 amino acids.
AUGUCUUCAGCAACAAGUUCGCCUUCUGCCGCUGGCUCACCCACGAGCGUAACCUCAAAUAUCUUGACUCCAACGCGAAAAGUUCGGGCUUUGCUUGCACAGUUCGACGAUUCCGAAUCUGAUACGGCUACUCCUACCCAUGGCCAACAACUUCAGCAGGCUCCUGCUCCCGACGAUGUCACUGGGGCCGACAAGGACAAGCUGGAGAAUGCCUCGGACGAUUCGGAUGACGAUGACAUCUUAGCACCACGGCGACCCCGGUUUAUGAGCAACAGUAACUCCGAUCCAACUGCUCAUUCUCAGCAUGAUCAUGAGCAAGCCACGCCUCAACAAUUUUCCCGCCUAGAUGUUGACCAGCUCGAUGAGGACUCAGACGACCCAGAAGAGGAUGACCUCUUCGCAGAACGGCGCCCUUCAAAUACAAACCCGACGGGUACGCCCUCACAACGAUCACCUUCUCCUCUGUUCUUUCCAUCUCCUAAGGAGAAUAAGUCGAAGUUCCUCGCCCUCGUCGAGAAGCACAGACAGCAGCGGCUUGAAAAAGAAGCAGAAGAAAGAGCCAAGCAAGCUGCCCGUGCUGAAAGCCUGAAAUCCCAGGAAACAGAACAACGUAGGAUCCGUGGGUCGAGUCCGGCAGAUGACACGGAGGAGAGCGAUGCCUCUGAGGAAGGUGGGGGCAAGAAGCUGUCAAGACACGCACGACCGACACGAAAGGCCAGCAAGAAGGCCAUUGAAGAAAUGAAUCGCGAGACCCAGAGGAUGAGUCGAAACAUGCAACUUGCACAUCAAGCGCGGACAAAGAAGAAAAUAACAAAGGACAGCUUGUUGGCUCGGUUUAAUUUUGCCGUCGCCAGACCCACCUUUGCGCGAGGCAGCGAGCACAGUCCUACCAGUAGCUCCAGAGCUGCGUCAGAUAAUGAAGGGGACAAUAUCCACGAUACCCCUCCUACAAGCCCAGUCUCAGGAGAAGUAGUCAACCACCAAAAGGAGGUCGCCGUCGAAGAAACUAACAAGGGCAAGGGAAGAGCACCUUCUGUCGACCCCACGGGACAAGAAGCGCGCACAUUGAUGGUGCUUCGCGCCGACACAAUGGAUGAGCAGCCACUGAAACCUACUGUCAAGCCCUUGGACAAGUCGAUCCGAUCCAAGAUCCCACUGGCCGCGACGACCGUGUCGGACAGUGAUGAUACUGAUUCUGAUCUCGAAGUGGUCAUGUCUCGUGGCGACAUGCGCAAAUAUGCGGCGUUCGAGCAUUUACCCUCGCGAAAAGCCAAGGAGGCUCCGUCACACCUGGCAUUGCGUUCGCUUGCAAAUCUAAUAGGUGACGAUCUCAAGCAUUCCAUGAACGCAGCCGAAAUGGAAGCAUCAUUAAGGAGGGCAGCUCGGGUGCAAGCACGGCAGGAAAGAAACCAGAGGAUCGAAGAAUUAAAGGCCAAAGGAGUGGUGGUGCAGACGGCAGAGGAGAGAGAGCGCGAACAGCAGGAGGUGGAAGAUCUUUUGGAGCGAGCGCGGCAAGAAGCUGUGGAGAUUCAGAAGCGCGAAAAGGCUCUUGCGAAAAAGGACGGUACUUACAACAAGGACAACCUGGACGAUGACGAUGAAAGUGACGACGAAGAUUUUGCUGAAGACGAAGAUGGUGACCUGGACGUGGACUCCGGGGAGGAAGACGAGAGUGAUCUGGAGCAUCAUGAUGACGAUGAGGAAGGGGAGGCGGAGAAGGAAGAAGAGGAGAAAGAGGAUGAUGAAGAACCUGAAGAUCUGCAGGCCAAUCUUUUCGACAAUCAAGCUGAAGAACAGGAUUCCGCAGAGUCAUCGCCCUCAGACGCCGAUUCCGUUGAAGAAGACGAGCAUUUGGAUGUUGGAGUAGAAGAACGCGUUUCACAAGCUGAUCCCAUGCCACGAAAAAGCCGAACUACCCGUAUAGUCAGCGACGACGAGGAUGAAGAUGUCCUCCCUGCAGCACUACGAUCUCCACAGCUUCCUGCGCCUGCGAAGACCCCCUUAUCCAUAUCUCGCUCGGCGAGGAAACAGAUUCCAGGUCUGCAGAUGUCAGACGACCUUCCGAUCGGGCUAACGCAGGCGUUUGCCGCUACAAUGGCAGAUUCCCAAAGUCAGGCUAAAGGGAACACCCAAGAACAAGACAGUCUCACCAUGACCGCGGACCUGCCGUCGCCUAACAUUGCAAUGGUGCCAAAACUUUACCGUCUAGAUUCGGUCGAUAUGAUCACCGACAGUCAGCCAGCUUCUCAGACGCAGCCCCUGGAUAUCAACCUGUCGUUCUCCGCGUCUCAAGCAGUGACACAAUCGCCAGCGAAUCAUUCGGUGCUGCAUGGCGUGGACUUUACUCCUUCCCAGGCGCAUUUCGAACCGACACAGGAUGCGGGCUACGAACUGAGUCCGUUCCUGGGAAAUCGCUUUGCUACUGACACUCCCCUGCAGCAAGCACCGCACUCAACUGUAGAUACCGUUGUAUUCCCCAAUGUGCAAAACAGCCCCAUUAUGCAAAGAAAGGCAAGGCUCAUGCGUGGGCAUGUGAAUCUUGAUGAGUCGGAUGAGGAGUCGACCGACGCGAAGGAUCCAUCGGCUUUUGACAUCAUGCAAAGAGCAGCCAAACAGAGGUCUCGCGAAGUCUACGACAAAGCAAAGUCACGCGCGAGAGAGGCCGUUGACGAAGCUGCAGAAGAAUCUGAGGAUGAGUAUGCUGGCCUUGGAGGAGCGAGCGAUGAUGAGGUGAACGAAGAAGAAAACGAAGAAGACCGCAGAAUGAUUGAUGAAGAUACGGAGGUCGGUGUCGGCGAUGCAGCCCAACUGGCGAAGCUCUUUGCAGAUCGUGAACGUCAGCAGGACGAAGCAGCCGUUUCCAAGUUGCUGAAGGACAUCACGACGGGUGCACUGCGGCGGAAGCGUGGUAACGACGAUCUUGACCUCUCGGACGAAGAAGAUGCCGCAGUUAGAAGAAGAGAGGCAAAAAGAAGAGAGUUCGCCAAAAUGCGUCGAGAACUACUGAAGGACGAAGCCGUUGGCAAGAUUGCGGAAGACAAGAAGAAGGAGGCAUUCCUACGAAGUAUUGAGGAUCGGCCAGACAGCGAUGACGGCGAAGAUGACUUCUUUCCCUCGGAGACUCCUGGCGAGGGCGAUUCUCAGGUGAAGGACAGUCAAAGCUCGCAGCAGAAUGAGGAUGGUGACGGUAAAGAACGGAUGGCUCAGCUCCCAGGAAUGGGCGGUGCCCGACCGCUCGCCAUCACAGCAUUAUCGAAGCUGAAUCAAGCUGGGCGAUCAAGUCGAAUUUCCAAUGCUCUUCACAACAGAAGGCCUGGCAAUCUGGCAGAGAUUCGAGAAUCUGUAUCGUUCCUCAUCGAGGAGCCCGAUUCACAAGCAGGGAUCAUCGAUCUUGGUCUUUCGGAUUCGGAGGACGAGCCCGAGGCAUACGUGGAUCUCGAUCGACAUCUGCACUCCGCUACGGCGGAUGAGAAUGCCGAGGAAGCGGACGAUCUUGGUGAUUUUAUAGUUGACGAUGGUGCAGGUGAGCAUGGCAAUAAUGCCGAGGGAGAAGCAUUCAAGAAGCCCGCUUUACCUCGAGCCCCGUUCUCGGAACGGCGGACUGCACAGAGGACCACCAAUGUCGUCAACCGCCUGAGCAUGCUCCGUCAAGGAUCGUCUUCUUCUUCGGGGUCGUCGGGCAAUAAUACCAAAAUGGCAUUCUUCAGCGCGACCAGCUCUGUGACCGGCUCAUUCAACAAGGUCCCCAGCCUAUUGCGCCGCGCGACCACGAACUCAAGCUUGGGCAGCAAGGCUGGCAUGGCUGGCCGGGCGGAUGAGAAUGUAUCUGCCACGGGUGUGGUGACCAUCAACAAAACUACGGAGCGAGGCAGAGCCAGCGAGGAGAAGGAGUUUGUCAGGAAAGGAUCGGGCAGUCGACGAAACGCGGUCAAUUACAGACCGACCAUGCGCGAGGAGAAGAUGAGGCAGCGAGCUGGGGUUGCGAAGAAGAAGGCUGUGGCGGCCAAGGCUAAGAAGGGUGGCUUUUUGGGAGGGCUCUUGGGGGGAGGAGAUAGUUGGAAUUGA